CUCAACAUGUGUUCCAUCUGGUUUUGUGUUCUUCUUUCUCUGCCUUGUUUUGGAGUUUUAUUGGGAUGAACAUGAACUUUCAACACGUCACAGUGGUCAGGUGACCCUUCUGAAGAAGACUGCAGAUGACAGUCGAAACAUGUCAGCAUUAAGACUGUCCUCCAUUGACGCCCUAUUGCUGGUUCCAGCCUGUGUAUGGACACAGUCUCAUAGCUUUCCCAGAUGUUGGACAAUUUUAAACACACAGGUCCUAAAUUGGCUGUCAAAGUCUGCCAACUUGUCGGAUUACCUACUCACUCCAGGCUGCCUUGGCGUGGACAGCGGGAAGAUGAGACCCCCCGGCCCUCUGCUCGUCCUGCUGUAUGUCACACUGUCGACGUGUCUCAAGGUGGUCUCGAAGAGAGGCUCAGUGGACGGCUGCACGGACUGGUCGGUGGACUACCUGAAGUACCAGGUGCUGCAGGGCGAGCCGGUGCGGCUAAAAUGCGCCCUGUUCUACGGCUACAUCCGGGCCAACUACAGCCAGGCUCAGAGCGUGGGCCUCAGCCUCAUGUGGUACCGCAGCUCGGGCCUGGGCCACAGCGACUUCGAGGAGCCCAUCUCCUUCGACGGCGUGCGCAUGAGCAAGGAGGAGGACGCCAUCUGGUUCCGACCCGCCGACCUCCAGGACGUGGGCCUCUACUCCUGCGUCCUACGGAACUCCACCUACUGCAUGAAAGUGUCCAUGUCUUUAACGGUGGCGGAAAACGACACCAGCAUGUGCUACAACUCCAACAUGCGGCGGAUGGAGAAGGCCGAGCUCAGCAAGAGCAAAGACGUUCUGUGCCCCGACAUCGACGACUACGUGGAGCCCGGCAAGGAUCCGGACAUCACCUGGUACAAGGAAUGCCAUCCAAAGCAGUGGCGAGCCAGCGUCAUCCAGAAGAGGGACAUCCUGUCUUUCCAGGAGGUGAAGGAGGACGACAUUGGAAAUUACACCUGCGAGGUUCAGUUUGGCGGCUUUGUGGUCAGGAGGACGACGGAACUCACCGUCACCGCCCCUUUGACCGACAAGCCUCCGAAGAUCCUGUUCCCUUCGGAAAACAAGAUUAACAACAUGGAGCUGCAGCUAGGAGGAGCUCUCAACCUGACGUGUCGAGCCUUUUUCGGCUACAGCGGGGACGUCAGCCCACUCAUCUACUGGAUGAAAGGAGAUAAGUUCAUCGAGGAUCUGGACGAGGAGCGAGUGCAGGAGACAGAAAUCAAGGUUGUCAAGGAGCAUCUCGGCGAGCAGGAAGUCGCCAUCUCCUUGACGAUCGACUCGCUGGAGGAGGAGGAUCUGGGAAAUUAUUCGUGUUACGUGGAAAAUGGCAACGGCCGUCGCCAAGCUACCAUCCAGCUCUUCAGGAAGGCAGAGCUCAUGUACACGGUGGAACUGGCCGGGGGUCUCGGGGCCAUCCUGCUGCUACUCAUCUUCCUCAUCUCGCUCUACAAAUGCUACAGGAUCGAGCUGAUGCUUUUCUACAGGAGGCACUUCGGCAGCGACGACCUGGAUGGAGAAAACAAAGACUAUGACGCCUACUUGUCCUACACUAAAGUGGACCCUGACCAGUGGAGUCAGGAGACCCGCGAGGAGGAGCGCUUCGCCCUGGAGAUCCUCCCUGACGUGCUGGAGAAACAUUACGGCUACAAACUCUUCAUCCCCGACCGAGACCUCAUUCCAACAGGAAGUCUCACCACUGAGCAUUACCAGGACGACACGCGGCUCUUUGGAGCCUACAUCGAGGACGUGGCGCGCUGCGUGGACCAGAGCAAGCGCCUCAUCAUUGUCAUGACGCCCAACUACGUGGUGCGGCGGGGCUGGAGCAUCUUCGAGCUGGAGACGCGGCUGCGCAACAUGCUGGCCACCGGCGAGAUCAAGGUCAUCCUCAUCGAGUGCGCCGAGCUGCGCGGCAUCAUGAAUUACCAGGAAGUGGAGGCGCUCAAGCACACCAUCAAGACGCUCACCGUCAUCAAGUGGCGCGGCCCCAAGAGCAACAAGCUCCACUCCAAGUUCUGGAAGCAGCUGCAGUACGAGAUGCCCUUCCGCCGCACCGAGCCCAUGCUGGGCCACGAGCCGGCGCUGGACGUCAGCGAGCAGGGCGCCUUCGGCGAGCUGCAGACCGUCUCGGCCAUCUCCAUGGCGGCGGCCACCUCCACCGCCAUGGCCACCGCCCACCCGGAGCUGCGCUCGUCCUUCCACAACUCGUACCACACCACGGUGAGGCAGAAACACUACUACCGCAGCUACGAGUACGACCUGCCGGCGGGGGGCACCCUGCCGCCGCUCUCCUCGCUGGGGAACCAGCACACCUACUGCAACAUCCCGCUCACGCUGCUCAACGGCCAGAGGCCUCCCGGGAAGGGCCGGGAGCACAGCCUGGAGGAGGCGCACGCCAACAACGCCAUGCUGCCGCUGCUGCCCCGGGAGACCAGCAUCUCCAGCGUCAUCUGGUAACCCCCCUGGGCGGGGACCACAUCAUCCAAAUUCGAGGGGGGACUUUUUCCACCGUCUUUUUUUUUUUUCUACGGGAUUUCUAAUCAUGACAUCCUGGACGAGACAGUCCCACACCGGAGAGCGGUGGACACGUGCACGCACACGCAUACAUCCGACAACAAGGAAAACAGGGUCUUGUACAUAUAAUCGCAAUUUCUUUGUAGCAUUUCUGUUCUCGCAUUUCAUUCGGUCUGUUGCCUUCUCUACUGUCGGAGUUUGCUUUUAACUCUGCACGUCCAGGGAGGAAAUAAGGAUUUGAUCCCCUAAAGAAUGUUCUAACGUCACCCCUUUACAUUGUUAUGAACAGUCCGGAAGCUCCGCGGCAGGUUGGUUGUGACAAAGAGAAAGCGAAAGUAAAAUUACAAGGGAAAGGAAGGGAAGCGAUCCGCAAGUCCACUCGUGGAUGAGCCUAAUAAACUUUUCCGCGACCAUGGGCAAGACCAAAGAGCUGUCCAAGGACUUCAGGGACCAACUUGUAGACCUGCGCAAGACUGGAGUGGACGACAAAAAAAAAAAGGGACCGCAAUUGAAGCAAUAAUUCGGAAAUGGAAGAAAUACAAGACGGCAGUCAACCAUCGACCUUGCUUUGGAGCGCAGUGACCUGCGGUGAGAGGAGGAAAAAUAUUAUUACUUAUUUCCUGCAUGAUUCUAAUCUUUUUUUUUUUUUUUACUUUAUGUAUUCUUUAGUAAAAAUCACAGAUUUUGCGCAUUUUUAGAUCAAAGAUUGCGUAAUCUUUCCUGCGUAACUUCUUCUAGUGCAGGGGUCGACAACCCAAAAUGUUAAAAGAGCCAUAUUUGACCUAAAAUACAAAAAAAAAAAAUCUGUCUGGAGCCGCAAAAAAUGUAAAGUCUUAAAAAGUGUUAUAAUGAAGGCAACACAUGAUGUAGGUGUCUAUAUUAAUAAUAAUAGCCUACUAUCAAAAUUACUUUAAAAGUCUUAUAUAUGUGUUUUAAUGAAGGCAACACAUGAUGUAAGUGUCUAUAUUAAUUAUAUUAGCCUACUAUCAAAAUGACUUUAAAAGCCUUAUAUAAGUGUUAUAAUGAAGGCAACACAUGAUGUGUCUAUAUUAAUUAUAUUAGCCUACUAUCAAAAUGACUUUAAAAGUCUUAUAUAUGUGUUUAAAUGAAGGCAACACAUGAUGUAAGUGUCUAUAUUAAUUAUAUUAGCCUACUAUCAAACUAACUUUAAAAGUCUUAUAUAUGUGUUUUAAUGAAGGCAACACAUGAUGUAAGUGUCUAUAUUAAUUAUAUUAGCCUACUAUCAAAAUGACUUUAAAAGCCUUAUAUAAGUGUUAUAAUGAAGGCAACACAUGAUGUAAGUGUCUAUAUUAAUUAUAUUAGCCUACUAUCAAAAUGACUUUAAAAGCCUUAUUUAAGUGUUAUAAUGAAGGCAACACAUGAUGUAAGUGUCUAUAUUAGCUAUAUUAGCCUACUAUCAAAAUGACUUUAAAAGCCUUAUGUAAGUGUUAUAAUGAAGGCAACACAUGAUGUAAGUGUCUAUAUUAAUUAUAUUAGCCUACUAUCAAAAUAACUUUAAAAGUCUUAUAUAUGUGUUUUAAUGAAGGCAACACAUGAUGUGUCUAUAUUAAUUAUAUUAGCCUACUAUCAAAAUGACUUUAAAAGUCUUAUAUAUGUGUUUAAAUGAAGGCAACACAUGAUGUAAGUGUCUAUAUUAAUUAUAUUAGCCUACUAUCAAACUAACUUUAAAAGUCUUAUAUAUGUGUUUUAAUGAAGGCAACACAUGCUGUAAGUGUCUAUAUUAAUUAUAUUAGCCUACUAUCAAAAUGACUUUAAAAGCCUUAUAUAAGUGUUAUAAUGAAGACAACACAUGAUGUAAGUGUCUAUAUUAAUUACAUUAGCCUACUAUCAAAAUGACUUUAAAAGCCUUAUAUAAGUGUUAUAAUGAAGGCAACACAUGAUGUAAGUGUCUAUAUUAAAUAUAUUAGCCUACUAUCAAAAUGACUUUAAAAGCCUUAUAUAAGUGUUAUAAGGAAGGCAACACAUGAUGUAAGUGUCUAU
Molecule: messenger RNA, 4534 nt
Organism: Nerophis lumbriciformis (worm pipefish)
Lineage: Eukaryota; Metazoa; Chordata; Actinopteri; Syngnathiformes; Syngnathidae
Source: RefSeq, a predicted model, not a curated record